AUGUCGGGCUCCAUCGCCUCGUACGAGCAGCUGGUGCGGCAGGUGGAGGCGCUGAAGAAGGAGAACUCCCACCUCCGGCGGGAGCUGGAGGACAACUCCAACCACCUCUCCAAGCUGGAGAAUGAGACCUCGGACAUGAAGGAGGUCCUGAAGCACCUCCAGGGGAAGCUGGAGCAGGAGGCGCGGGUCAUGGUGUCCUCUGGGCAGACAGAGGUCCUGGACCAGCUGAAAGCCCUACAGAUGGACAUCACCAGCCUCUACAACCUCAAGUUCCCCCCAGAGGUGGCUGGCAGUGGGCGCAGUGCUGAGGACAGCCCAGCAGCCCCAGCCCCGCACCGGGACAGUGCUGGGGACCUGGGCAGAGCCACCAUCCGGAUGCUGGAGGAGCUGGACAGGGAGAGGUGCUUCUUGUUGGGGGAGAUUGAGAAGGAGGAGGAGGAGAAGGUCUGGUACUAUGCCCAGCUGCAGAGCCUGGCCACGCGCCUGGAGGAGCUGCCCCACGUGGAGACCUUCUCCAUGCAGAUGGAUCUGAUCCGGCAGCAGCUGGAGUUCGAGGCGCAGCACAUCCGCUCGCUGAUGGAGGACUGUGGGCUGCAGGCAGUGGCUGAGCUGCUGCAGGUGGACUACGAGAUGCACAAGGUGACCAACGACCCCCUGAACCUGGCGCUGCGGCGCUACGCUGGGAUGGCCCUCACCAACCUCACCUUUGGGGACGUGGUCAACAAGGCAACACUGUGCUCACGCCGGGGCUGCAUGGAGGCCAUCGUGGCUCAGCUGGGCUCAGACAGUGAGGACCUGCACCAGGUGGUCUCCAGCAUCCUCAGGAACCUCUCCUGGCGCGCUGACAUCAACAGCAAGAAGGUGCUGAGGGAGGUGGGCAGUGUCACCGGGCUGACGCGCUGCGCCCUGCACGCAGGCAAGGGGACCCUCUGGAACCUGUCGGCCCGGAGCCCCCGCGACCAGGAGCUGCUCUGGGACCUGGGGGCAGUCGCCAUGUUGCGCAACCUCAUCCACUCCAAGCACAAGAUGAUCGCCAUGGGCAGCGCGGCCGCUCUCCGCAACCUCCUCACCAACCGGCCCCCCAAGUACAAGGACACGGCCGUGGUGUCGCCAGGCUCCUGCAUGCCCUCGCUCUACAUGCGCAAGCAGAAGGCGCUGGAGGCCGAGCUGGAUGCCAAACACUUGGCUGAGACCUUUGAUACGAUGGAGAAGCAGAGCCUGAAGAGCCAGAGCGCCAAGAAGCCCAUGCGGCACAUGGAGAGCCUGGUGAAGGACUACGCCUCCGACUCCGGCUGCUUUGAUGAUGACGAGGUGCCCAACAUCUCCACGGGCGUUGAGACGGCCAGUGCCUCUGUCCUCUCCAUCUUCCUCAACUCCUCUUUCCUGCAGGGGCAGGCGCUGCCCCGGGCGCUGGCGCAGAGACGCUGCCCGGAGCCGGAGAAGGACGUCGACCUCCAGAGCAUCCUGGGCGGAAAACCGGAGCGGGGGGAACCCAAGGGCAGGGACGCGGCUGAGCCGGAGAAGCCGGAGCAGCAGGACCUGCCCGAACGAGCCAAGAAGAUGGUGACAUUCCCCAGCCCCAAGGCACUGGAGGAGCCCGAGUGGAAGAAGGAGGCAGGCAGCAAGCUCUCCCCCGACCCCCAGGUCCGCACCAUCAAGCUCUCCCCGUCCUACCAGCACGUCCCUGUGCUCGAGAACACAGCCAAGAGUGGUGCAGCCACCAGUGCCAGCCACCACCCCUCCUUCACGGGCAGAAAGCAAGCCUGGCUGCCCCCCGCCCUGCUGCAGACAGCUGAGACCCUGAGCAAGAUCCCGGAGAAGCUGCCUGCCCACCCACCGGCCACCACGGAGCAGGAGUCAGUGCAGAAGUACUCGGUAGAGGACACCCCGAUCUGCUUCUCCCGCUGCAGCUCCCUCUCCUCCCUCUCCUCAGCUGACAAUGUGCUGGAUGGGCAGAGCCACAGCGAGAACGACCUGGACAGUGAUUCCUCCCUGGAGAUCCUGGAGAUGGAGGAAGGAGAUGGCGAAGGUGAGAACGGGAGGCAGGAGAAGGUGGCAGAUCCAGGUCUGACAGCACCAGUGGGGAUUUCCCAGCCCAUCACCAUCCCCUUCCCAGAGAGUGACAAGGUCUUCCUGAGGGAAUCAUCCCCAUCCCGCCAGGAGGACCUCACACCCUCGAGCUCCUCAGAGAACUACAUCCAGGAGACGCCACUGGUGAUGAGCCGCUGCAGCUCUGUCAGCUCCCUGGGCAGCUUUGAGAGCCCCUCCAUCGCCAGCUCCAUCCAGAGCGACCCCUGCAGCGAGAUGAUCAGCGGCACCGUCAGUCCCAGCGAGCUGCCCGACAGCCCCGGACAGACCAUGCCCCCCAGCAGCAGCAAGACACCCCUCUUCGAGCUGGGCUGUCAGCCAGAGAAGGAGACCAGCCAGUUCAACAUCCAGUGGGAGAACAACGUCAAGAAGUUCAUGGAAAUCACCGACUUCAAGGAACGCUUCCAGCUGCCCCAGGACCUGGACUCCAUGGUCUACUUUACAGUGGAGAAACCCAACGAGAACUUCUCCUGCGCCUCCAGCCUGAGCGCCCUGCCCCUCCACGAGCACUACGUCCAGAAGGACGUGGAGCUGAAGCUGAUGCCCACCUUCCCGGAGAAGAGCAGCCUGAAUUUUGCGGCUCACGAGAAGCGGGAGGAGCGGCGGGAGGAGCGGUACCUGGAGGGCCGGUGCCGCGCCGAGCGCCCCGAGCCCCCCGACGACGACGACAUCGAGAUCCUGAAGGAGUGCAUCAGCUCUGCCAUGCCCUCCCGCUUCCGCAAGGUGAAGACCUCCCUGCUCUCUGGCCAGGUCCUGCACCCCCAGACGAAGAAGCCGGUGCACGUCCCCGUCUACAUGCUGGUGCCAGCCCACGCCGGUGUCCCCAAGCACCUUCGUGCCACCGCCCGUGACCUCUUCAAGGACGAC
Chaetura pelagica (chimney swift) is the source of this 2955-nucleotide messenger RNA. It is a transcript of the gene APC2, whose product is annotated as adenomatosis polyposis coli 2. Gene Ontology annotation, molecular function: gamma-catenin binding; microtubule binding; beta-catenin binding. The record is from RefSeq and is a predicted model, not a curated record. The transcript is spliced from 12 exons. The annotation marks the transcript as partial. Gene Ontology annotation, biological process: negative regulation of canonical Wnt signaling pathway; negative regulation of microtubule depolymerization; pattern specification process. Gene Ontology annotation, cellular component: cytoplasmic microtubule; catenin complex; beta-catenin destruction complex. NCBI's taxonomy places the organism in Eukaryota, Metazoa, Chordata, Aves, Apodiformes, Apodidae.